AAAGUACCUACAUAACUGCCAUGGAUUCGUUAUUGAUUUAUAUUCAGACACUGGUGGUCGUUGUGAUCAUCUUCGCUUUGUUUAAAUACUUUUCAAUAAUCUAUAAACAAUCGUCCUACUGGAAAAAGCAUGGAGUACCACGACUGCGUUCAUCUUUAAUGAUUUUCUUUGGUUUCGGCGAUUUCAUAGAAUAUUGUAAAUACGUUUACAAUCAUUAUCCAAGUGCAAAGUACGCGGUAUUUAUGGAUUUCGCCACGCCAAUUAUUGUUUUGCGCGAUCCAGAAAUAAUAAAAACGGUGACUAUAAAAUAUUUCGACCAUUUUCCGGACCAUCGGAGCUUCGUCACCGAAGAAAUGGAUCCAAUUUUUGGGAAGAACGUGUUCUCAUUGAAGGGUGACCGUUGGAGGGAGAUGAGAAACACCUUGAGUCCAUCUUUCACUACCAAUAAAAUGAAAUUCAUCUUCGAUUUGGUGUCCAAGUGUUCUCAAGAAUUCGUCAACUAUCUGUACGACCAUCCAGAAUUCUCUUCAAUGAUAGAGGUUAAGGAUGCAUUCACCAGGUACACGAAUGAUGUGAUAGCUACAGUAGCUUUUGGAAUAGACGUGAAUUCUUUGAAACAUCGUGACAAUGAAUUUUACACGCACGGAAAGGAUGCAACAAAUUUCAGCGGCGUAUUCCGUUUGUUGAAGUUUCUACUUUUCCGUAUUAGUCCACGUAUGACGAGGAUGGUUGGCAUCAAGUUCUUAUCCAACUCAACGUCGGAAUUUUUUUGGAGAGUGAUCAACGAAACGGUGAAAACACGUGACGAACGAGGCAUCGUUAGACAGGACAUGAUCCAUCUUCUGAUGCAAGCUAGAGAUGAUGAGAAACACCAAAUAACUAUCGAGGAUAUCGUUGCCCAGGCUUUUAUCUUUUUGGCUGGCUUUGACACGUCUUCCACCGCGAUGUGUCACGCGAUCUACUUGCUAGCUUUGAAUCAGGAUGUUCAGGCAAGGCUCCGCGACGAGGUGGAUCGUUAUUUGGAAGAAGAAAACGGGAAAAUCUCUUACGAAUCCUUGUCGAAGAUGAAAUACAUGGACAUGGUGAUAUCAGAGACACUUAGGCUUUAUCCUCCGUCGUUGUUAACAGAUAGAACUUGCGUGAAAAAGUUAGAACUGCCUCCAGCUAGGGAUGGUUACGAUGGUAUGACUAUAAAUCCAGGUGAAAACGUUUGGAUCCCUAUUUUUGCGAUCCAUAGAGAUCCGAAAUAUUUUCCAGAUCCGGAGAAGUUUGAUCCCGAACGUUUCAGCGAUGAAAAUAAAAAUAAUAUUGUUCCUUAUACAUACAUACCAUUCGGUUCAGGACCUCGACAGUGUAUUGGAAAUAGGUUCGCGUUGAUGGAGGUAAAACUUUUGAUUGUUCAUUUAUUGCAGAAAUUCGUGAUCAAACCUAACGAAAAGACGUCGAUUCCUCUUGUGUUUAAAAAGUCUAGUUUUACAUUGAUUCCGAAAGAUGGGUUUUGGGUUAGUUUCGAGAAAAGGGAAUAUUAGAUUCGUCGUUAUUGUUUAUGUAUUUUGUUGUUUAUAUUUUGUUGCUGAGAGAGAUGAAUAAAGAAGACGAGCUUUUAUUCGAUUUGAAUAAUAAAAUGGAAAAAAAUUGUGCAAAUUGUAAAA
Molecule: messenger RNA, 1652 nt
Organism: Osmia bicornis bicornis
Lineage: Eukaryota; Metazoa; Arthropoda; Insecta; Hymenoptera; Megachilidae
Product: cytochrome P450 9e2-like
Molecular function (GO): oxidoreductase activity, acting on paired donors, with incorporation or reduction of molecular oxygen; heme binding; iron ion binding
Source: RefSeq, a predicted model, not a curated record